Pochonia chlamydosporia 170 is the source of this 3624-nucleotide messenger RNA. RefSeq names its product transposase. The transcript has 7 exons. Bases 1 to 3624 code for a protein of 1207 amino acids. Gene Ontology annotation, biological process: regulation of DNA-templated transcription. NCBI's taxonomy places the organism in Eukaryota, Fungi, Ascomycota, Sordariomycetes, Hypocreales, Clavicipitaceae. The record is from RefSeq and is a predicted model, not a curated record.
AUGGAUUCCCUACCACAGUUUCGAGAGACACGGCCCAGUUUACUGAGCAUCUUAUCCUCUUCCCCCGGACUUUACCGCAUUCACCACAACAAGCAAUCCUCCGGAAGUCCUGCAGUCUCUAUGCCAGGACUCGACUUGAAAGACGACGUCCCUCAGCCUCCACCUCGCCAUAUACCAUUUCUGGCGUCUCCUGCUCGCCCCGAAAAAUCGAUGGACGAACUGCGAGAUUAUGGACGCUCCGCGUCAUUCGUACAGGUUGGGUACGGCAAUUUAUGUUCAUCACUCCCUGAUGAGAGACCAGACUCCGGAAGCAGCGUCAAUGGUAACGAGAGUUAUGCAAGCUAUACCGCAGCCGAAAGGUCUGUAGCUGCUACAAGCCCUGUGCACGACUUGGUCGAAAGAGACGGCUCCAACGGUAUCGUUGAAGCCGACCUUAAUACCGACUCUCUGGACUAUCGACCAGCCGAAUUCAUGCGCCAUGACAAGGUCUAUUUUCAAACUGCAGCUGAUUUACAUGGCGAUAGCAUGAAGAAUAAGUUGGAUCCCAUUCGCAGAUUCGUUAAGUCGCCACGAUCAGUUGCGUCAUCAACUCUGAUCGAUCAAGCACAUCGACAACUAGAUCCUCGAGCUCUCAGGCUGAGCAUACCUAUUAAGCUGCCCAUCCAUAGCAACUUACUAUUUGAGACGCCCUCCAGAAUGUCAAAAACUUUCAUUUUGUCUGAUGUUUCUCAUCGACCUGCGCUAGUUCGACAUUUCCCAGGAGAGCAACCCGCAGAAGAUAUGGAGACUCACGAAGCCACGGCACCAAAGAGGUUUCAGCCGGGGGGAGCUUAUGCCGCUAUUGAUCGCGAGCGAGGGGCUGCUAGCCCUCUAGCAGAAUAUCAUUUAAUCCAUGGUGGCUCGACUGAUCCUCAACGUGAUCUUAGUUCUCUCGAUUCUUCGAUACCCCGACUCACCGUCAUGCCAAAGGGUUCAUCGGUUUCGGCCAGGUCCUCUGCUGCGAUAUCUCGCUUUAACUCUUAUAUUUCCACCAUGUCCACAGGGCCAUCAGCUGUUACGACAGCAGCAUCAUUCGGCAACCGGUCGCUUCGUGCUCUCUCACCUUGCGGCGCCUCUCCAACAUCUUGCAACUCACCGUACAUGACACCUGGUUCCGUCGUCCUUACCUCUCGAACUUCCAUCUCUGUCAUGGGGGAAACAUACGAGCGCAACAUCUCCAGCACAGGCUCGAGGAAGCUAGCAGGGGUCCAAAAAAGUAGGGGCUCUAAGGUUCAGCGAGUUUACUUGUGCGGUUGCUGCCCCAAGAAGCGGAAGAAGUUUGAGACAGCAGAAGACCUUAGCACUCACGAAGCUGAGAAACAGUAUGGAUGUCCAUUCUGUGGCAACCGUUUCAAGAACAAGAAUGAAAUCGAGCGACACCUGAAUUCCCUUCAUGCCGGACCACUACCGGUACAGCCACCGCAGCUGCUGCCGCCGGACGACCCAACAGACGAUGACUACACUGGGGCUACGAUCCCACAACUGCCACCAUCGCCACUCUUUGACACCUACGAUGGCCUCUGUGCCUUCCUCCGCAACUUCCAUCUUUCUAAUGGGGCCGCAAUAGUGAAAGCCUCCAGCUCCUCAAGGCGGGACAUCGGGGGUAUCAUCCAGCCAAGCUACAUCGUCUUCAAGUGCGACCGCGGCCCGCGACGGACGUCACAAAGCUCGGGUCUCAGGAAGCCGUCAUCACAGAAGCUUGAUUGUCCCGUCAAAGUCACGGCCAAGGCCACCAAUUCGUCUAACAAGAAGUGGACGUAUACGGUAGUUCAUGGCCAGCAUAACCACGGACAGUCCCUUGAUCCAUCGGCGCACAUUGUCUAUCGCCGCCGCACGGUUGCUCAGCGACAAAAGGAGCGAGAGCUAGCCAACGAGAAUGGCAUUAGGGCCCGCGAGAUGCUACCCAAGCCUUCGUCAAGGAGCUUGAGAGCGGGGGUAUUAGUCAGAACCUUGCGCGACGAAGAUGACCGCGUCUGUGCCGUCUUUUGGACGUACGACUGGUGCCGCACAAUGUGGAAGAAGUUUCCGGAGGUGCUCGGUUUGGACAACACGUACAAGACCAACCGCUUUGGGUUACAUCUAUUUCAAGCCACCGGGUGGUUAUGUGACCGACUUGACGAGCUUCGCAUCGACAUUGGGGCAGACACGCCAGAGGUUAUAAUCACCGACAAGGAACAGGCUCUCCGCACAGCCCUCUCGAACACCUUUCCAGGCGCCCAACAGCAGCUAUGCGUAUAUCACAUCUUGGCCAACGUCCGAGCUAAAAUUAACGCCCGCUGGAAGGACACCGAGGGCGACAAUGACGGCGAUGCUAGUGUUGAGUCUGAUAAUGACGUAAACGCCCUUUCCGCUCAUCCAAGCGACAAACCCGCCAAGCAGCUCCAGCCAGUGCUAGAUCUUGAUGUCACCGCCAGGGGCCGUGUGCAAGACGAGGCAGAGGACGGGCUUGCGAACCCCUCUGAUGACUACAGCCGUGAGGGGAUGUUCAAAGCCUUCCAAACCGUGGUCUAUGCCGUUGAUCACGAUACGUUUAAAGACUCGUGGAAGUCCUUUGUCGAAACUUUCGGCAGGCAGCAACGGCACAUCCUGCGAUAUAUCCAAAAGGAAUAUAUGCCGUGGCGCAAGCAGUGGGUGAAAUGCUACAUUGACCGCUAUCGGAACUUCGGUCAAAGGGUCAAUAGCCCCACCGAGACCGCCCAUGCAGACGUCAAGUCUCACCUUGUGACGGGCACGGGAGACCUCCUUUACCUCCACCAAGCCCUUGUCACGAUGAUUGAUAAGAAGUCCCGGUCCUAUCGCCAAGAGGCCGCGAGACAGAUUCAGCGUCAGCGUGAUCAGUACCUCAAGCAGGCAUGGCUCGGCAAGCUUAACCUCCAGAUCACAUAUCAGGCCAUUGACCUUAUUGCCAAGCAGUAUCGCUUUGCCCUCGCCGCCCUGCCUGAUCAGCGCAAGCCCAAACCGCUACGCGCUUGCACGGGCAACUUCGAGCACCAAUACGGCCUCCCAUGCAGCCAUCGCAUUCUUGAUUGCCUGAUGAGCGGCACGCCUCUGAGACGGAGCCAGAUUGCUAUGCGUUGGUGGCUCGAGAAGCCGUUGAACGCCGAGGAUAAGCUACUUGAAAUUCGCGACCCGGCUAGUGUUAGAAGCGCACGAGGCAGGCCGCGCCUGAAUGCCGACAACAAGAAGCUCAAGGUCCCGCGAUACCUCAAGAUCGCGGAUUACACCUCCAAGCCAGGAAGUGACGCCGAUGAUACGGACGAUGACGAUGCCGAAACCGAGCCUGCACAACGGAGUCAAGGCAGGCAUUCAGCGCGAGGCCGUGGUCUGAGCCGACAGCCUAGUCAGAAUGCGGGCCGAGGAACGCGCCGGUUGAACGCGAGCCUUCGCCGUGACCGCUCUCAAUUCGAGCUUGACGAGCUACAGUCACAUGCGUCGCAAUCGUCGCGAGGAAACAAGCGUCGACGAGUCCGUGGCGGAGCGGCUGGACGAAGUCAUGCGGAGGCAUCACAGGCCGAGAGGUCGCCGGCAAACCAGGUCCAAACGUCAAGAGAGUCAUCAGCCGAAAGCUGCCCGUUCUUAUUAUAA